AUUUCUUUCUCCACUCGUACUGCCACCCCGACCCCCCGGGGCUUGCUCUCUCCUCGCCCCCACUUUUAUAUAAGCCGUGGUGGCGCACUCGGCGCCGGGCAUCGGCUGCAGCAAGGAGAGCGAGGCCACACCACACCCUUGUAGUGCGCGCUUCUCGCCUGCACUAGCUAUAGCCAGCGGCACAGUGACCCCGUGCGCCACCUCGCCGCGGCAGCAGCGACGGGAGCGAGGCAGACCGAGUAGCUAGUGAGGAGGAAGAAGAGGAAGAAGAGGGAGUGUGAUAAGAGAGGGAGGUAGCAGCCAUGACGAUGAGGCAGUCGAGGUUCAAGAGGAUCUGCGUCUUCUGCGGCAGCAGCCAGGGCAAGAAGCGGAGCUACCAUGACGCCGCCAUUGAGCUCGGCAACGAGCUGGUGGCGCGGAGCAUCGACCUGGUGUACGGCGGCGGCAGCAUCGGGCUGAUGGGGCUCGUCUCCCAGGCCGUGUACGACGGCGGCCGCCACGUCAUCGGUGUCAUUCCCAAGACGCUCAUGACACCGGAGAUCAGCGGCGAGACGGUCGGGGAGGUGCGCCCGGUGGCCGACAUGCACCAGAGGAAGGCGGAGAUGGCGCGCCAGUCCGACGCAUUCAUCGCCCUGCCCGGAGGGUACGGGACGCUGGAGGAGCUGCUCGAGGUCAUCACGUGGGCGCAGCUGGGCAUCCACGACAAGCCGGUCGGGCUGCUGAACGUGGACGGCUACUACAACGCGCUGCUGACCUUCAUCGACAAGGCCGUGGAGGAGGGGUUCAUCAACCCCAGCGCCCGCCGCAUCAUCGUGCUCGCGCCCACCGCGCAGGAGCUCAUGGACAAGCUCGAGGAGUACGUGCCGUACCACGACAGGGUGGCGUCCACGCUCAACUGGGAGAUGGGCCACCUAGGCUACUGACGCGGCUACGGCGGCGGCGCCUGAAGCAAUCGUCGAGAACGGGGCAGGCGAUUGGAACCAUUUGAUCGCUGAAGGAAGAAGAAGAAGCAGCAGCUGCUUAGCUAGCCGUCAGAUUGGGACUUUAAUUCUUUUCCCCUUUUUAACUCGACGCAGAUCGGUUUGGAGUGUUCGUUUGUAUAUGAUGGUGGCCCUGUGUUUGCUUCCACUGGGGUGCGAUGCUGUAGCAGUGCAAAGGACUUGACCGGUUCCUCCCCGCCCCUGCUGUAUGGUCUGGUAGUAUUAGCAGCUAGUGCCUGCCUAUGUAUGUUAGUUUCAAGAUGCUGGAUUCGAUUGACUACAGCAGCGCAGCAAGUGUGUUAUACAAUGCAGUGCAGAUCUUUUGGAUCAGAA
Panicum hallii is the source of this 1313-nucleotide messenger RNA. Its product is annotated as probable cytokinin riboside 5'-monophosphate phosphoribohydrolase LOGL10. Gene Ontology annotation, biological process: cytokinin biosynthetic process. The record is from RefSeq and is a predicted model, not a curated record. The coding region runs from base 303 to 923 and encodes 206 amino acids. Gene Ontology annotation, cellular component: nucleus; cytosol. The transcript has 7 exons. Gene Ontology annotation, molecular function: hydrolase activity, hydrolyzing N-glycosyl compounds. Lineage: Eukaryota; Viridiplantae; Streptophyta; Magnoliopsida; Poales; Poaceae.